Molecule: messenger RNA, 6460 nt
Organism: Anopheles coluzzii
Lineage: Eukaryota; Metazoa; Arthropoda; Insecta; Diptera; Culicidae
Product: dentin sialophosphoprotein-like
Exons: 1
Coding region: 2711-5821 (1036 amino acids)
Cellular component (GO): extracellular region
Molecular function (GO): chitin binding
Source: RefSeq, a predicted model, not a curated record
CUGCUUCAAUCCAUUUUGUGUUUUUUGUGUCCAUAGAUGUAAGAUUGAACUAUAAAAAUAUGAUAUUGCACGUGGUUCGAAUUCCAUUUCUACUCUUCUACUCUUCUACUUUUUUCGACUUAUGUUUCAUACGUUAGGUAAUAAGUAAUCGAGGCUUAGAACAUUUUCAAUGUAAAUUUUCCCGGUCUUAAAUUUCAAAAAGGUCAUUUCCAAAAACGCCGUCAAAAUUUUAUUUUAUUAUCCUGAAACUGGUUUUGAAGUAUUGAAUGGAAUUGGUAUUUGUGUAUGAGACAAUUGUUGUUGCGCCAAAUAUCAAAUUUCAACAGUGAACAUAUCCCCUCAAAUAACCAUUCCAAAUGUGUAUUUCUAAUAUUCCAAUCUAUACUGUUAUAGAAAAGAAUGGUUCAACACUGUUAUAGCCUUUCCAGAUCAAUUAACUAAGUUCACGUUUACUUGCAAACUACUUUAUUCACUCUUGACGACCCACAUUUUUCAAAUUUUGCUUCUAAUUUGACGUGUCCUUGAUUAUAACGUGGUUGUUCUUAAUCAACACCAUAGUACGGUUAUAGCAUCACAUCAUAUCGCCAUCACUCUUGAUAGAUACAGUCAGAAUCUUUUCGGCCUUCUUGGGCACGUUACAGUGAGCAUAGUUUCAUUGUCAAUCAUUCUGCAGUUGAUGCUGAUCCGGCUAAAUGCAGUGCGCACGGUUGUCUCACCUAACGCGCAGUAUGUUACAGUCAUGUUGCACAAUGAACCAUCUCUCCCUUUAGUGCUUUGUUCCGGAAGGACAUCCUGAAAUAAGUAGUUCUUCCCGCCCGCGAGCAAAUAGUUACAAAUUCAAUUUUAACUUUCAAGCCAUCAACAUCCGCCGCUUUCUUGCUCGGAAUUUCAGCAAGGCUUUUUAGCAUAUGGCCGCUUAGGGUCUCUCGGCUACAUCUGUCUCUUAUUGUCAUGCGUUGUCCUUGUCCCGACUCAGCCAAUAUUGCGGAGUAGUAGAUUUGAGGGAGUAGUAGAUUUGGAGCGUUCCCGUGGUACGUGGUCGUCAACUCGAACGACUCAAUUACAUGCCCGUCACGGCGUUUCUAGCCCAUGGACCGUCCCCCCGUAGCAAGGAUUGACUAUCCGGCUUCGUGAUAAUGAAUUAAGUCUCGAAAGCCUAUACAGGCCAGCAUGUCCGCAUAGCACGUUACGCCAAAUAGAAGAAGAUUUGAGGGAGUGUACAUGUUCGACUUCCUGGGUUUUACAGGAUAUUCUGUACCACACUUAUCUGCCGAUGACGACGGUGUAGCUAGUAUUCGAGGUGCUUAAGCACCAAUAAUGAGUAUGGUUGGCUUUAUUAAUGAUUGAAUGAAUUGGAAUAUCAACCAUUUCACAAUUAGGCUAAUUUGGAUAGUUUUCAAACAUGUUUUUUUUUAUAUUGCCUUGAAUAUCUUGAUUAAUAAUGGGAAGGGGUAUGAGAUGGGACACUUUAUCAUCAGGUGGCUAAUUUGCAACUUCAAUUAUUAAAAAAAAUCAUUAUAUCCAAUGCCAUGUGAUUUCGAAUCGGUUUGUGUAAACAAAAAGUCUAACUAACCAUUGCACUCAUUACUUGCGGGCUAGCAGUGGUGCAUGGAGCAAGUCCUUUCGCAGCAACGCGCGUUGCUAAUAGAGCUCUGCUCUCACCGCUUUCUUUCUCUCUCGCUGAAUGUUUACUCUCACGUCAUUGCGGCGAUUUUCGAUUUUAUAUAUAGUGAGAAGCCUUCUUGCUGAUGCGUUAAGCCACCCUGAGGGGUUGAGACUUAUAGUGGUGGUGCUGGUGGUGCAGACGUGUAACGUUAAUCGCCGACCGAAAUGAAGGUGGCGUCUGUCGAUCACUUCGAACAAAAGUAAAAGCGUAUCAAAAUUACCGUACAGAUGAAGUGGUGUAAGGAAACGUUAAUCGGAGCGAGGUGGAAGAAGAUAAAAUGCCACUUUUUUAAGGGUUUGCUUUUAUUACUCGCUUGGGUUGAAACUUCUCCACAGUGCUUCUUGCCAGGGCUGAUGAUUUAACCUUCCUGAUUUCCGAUUCUGUUGAACAGAACUGUUGACCUACUUUUAUUUGACCCAUUUCCGGGGCUCACCACGGGUUCCCUUCUAGGAGUAGUUGGGGUAACGGACCACUUUACAGAUAUGGUGCGGCGUGUUGCCAAAAUGUUGGCCAUCGAUAUUUUGCCAAGAAUUUAGUGCUGAGAGAGAAACAGGGAAGGUAUGGAAUCGAGAGUCUGGAGAAAGCGUGACGUUCUAUAAAUGCGAUGCGGUGCGAACCUUGACAACUCCAAUGUCUGGAUAUAAACUAUCGAUUACGAUGUGUACAGCCCAUUUACUCCAAUAACUCAGAUCUAACUCCUCUCACGGCUUUGAAUCAAUUGUCAAAUCACAUUUCCACAACAAUAUCCCAUGAACGACACGUGUUCUAUGAUGAACAUGCCCUAACUCACUUAGUCUUAUCGAACCACUGUUUUCAUCUUUAUCUAUUGAAGCUGGAAAACUUAUCUGUAAUGCAACGCGGCUUCGUUCAGAAUUGAACAUGGUGAAGAAUUUAUCCCCAGAAUCACGUACCUUUCCAUCGGGAAGGUUAUAUAGUGCCUGACCAUUGCAAGGUUCUUGGCACACACCACCGAACCACCACCCAUCGGUUGCAGGCAACGGAGAAGAACUAACACCACACAAGUGUAAGAAGUUGGUCACGAAAAUGACGACGACGCGCAUCAAAGUCGGAAUAGUGUUCAUUGCGCUGUAUCUACUGCAGCGAUGUAGUGCAACUAACGUGACAACGACGACCAUGAUGACGAACGAAGAAGCCGUAACAUCAAGCUCCACGGAUCAAACCGUGCCACCUACUGUUGAGAGUGAAAAAGGGCCAAGUGAUGGUAGUGACAAACAACAGGCGUCUACUAGUGGAAUAGAAACCGUGGAAUAUGUAGCAAAUGCUUCCCCAACAACAGUCAUGCAAUCAAUUACAGAAGAUGUAUCAACCAUUCCGCCAAGUGUGACUUCUACCGAAGUUCCAUCGAGUUCGUUUCCGGUUCAAAAUGAAACUAACGCACAAGAAGGAUCAACGGACGAGCUAAUCGCUUCCUCAAAGGUGAAUUCCUCGGACUCUGGUGAACAAAUUAGUGAAACUGACGUUGUUGCCGAUGCUCCCGGUUCAAUUGCAGAAGAGCAGCAGCCCGAGGAGACACUCAAUCCGAACCGAACGGAAACGCAACAGGCGACAGCGAAUGGGGAUGAAAGCGCAACGGAAACUUCGGCCACACAACAGGGGAGCUUAACAAAUUACAGUGUUCAAUUAGGUGAUGCAGAUGUGCUUAAUAUUGAUGAAGAUAGUCCUGAAACGAAUGCAAACAAUAGUGAUAAUAGUUCCGUACCGAACAUAUCUUCAGCGUCGAUUGUUAAUUCUAAUGAUUCUACUAUCAAUGGUACAGAUUCGAAUGUAAUGGGCUUUGAUGAAGUUGAACUACUAGCGGAAGAUAUGACAGAGCAAGAUUUUGAAAACGAAAACAAUCCAAAUCCAUUGGAUGAUGGAGAAACUAAUUUGAAUGCUGCUGAAAAGGAAGCUGACCGGCCGGAUAAACCGGAGAGCGAAAUAACAUUUUCCUCAAACGAUAAAUUCAAUGCAACUGACGAUGUUACUAAUUCAUCAAGUCCAGCUGUUACAAAUAGUGAUGGAGAAGUUCUCGACAGUAAUGAUGGAGAUUUUGGAAGGAAUGAAAGUACCUACAAGACACCUAAUAAACCGGAGAAUCUGAUUCCGGAUUCUUCCAAUUUUGGCACAAGUUAUGAUGAAGUUGCCCUGUUAGCUGACGAUAUGAAUCCGGCUGAUAUGAAUGAUACCACAACAACAACCGAAAAUCCGGACACAACUACCGAAAUACCCAAAUCAACAUCUACACCGAGUGAUCUACAGCCCUCCGAAGAUGUCGUAAAAGCAUCUGCAAUUGAAGGCAAUUCAAAAACAGCUCCGCACAUGGAAUCAUUUAUGCAAAAGAUUGCAGAACCAUUCCGGAAUCUUAACUUGACUGACUUUGAUGCAUCCAAUGGAUCAUCCUUAUACAGCUUUUUUGCUAAUAAAAGUCAACAGCACGUACAGAAACAACAAAACGCUACAGAAGAUGUCGAACAGAGUGCUGUUGCAGGAGAAAAUAAUUCUACUACAGAAAUGUCCCAAUCAACUGACGAAUUUUAUGAGGUACAUUUACUAGCUGAUGAUAUCGUCUUGGAUGAGAUCGAAAAAGAGAAUGAGACCAUUACAUCCUAUUCAUCUGACGAUGAUAAAGUAUUAGAAAAAGGAAAAGCUGGUGAAAAUGAAGAUGAAGCAGAAAUUUCAGAACCAGCUGAUGGAUUUGAAAAGAAUAAAUUGCCAGCAAUUGAUGAUGCACAAGAAAAGGAAAAUGGAACUGUUUCCAAUUCUCCAGAUGAUCCUGCUUUACGCAGUAGUUUCAACGUAGAUGAUAGUAUGAACCAAUCGGACCAACUUCGUCAGGAUAACUUGACGAAUCCAGAACAAGAUCCUUCAAACAGUGUAACAGUGGAAGAAGCUCUUACAGAUGACACGGUUAUUCCAAAUAACGAUGAAGAGAUAAAUGUUGUUCAAGAUGAAUCACCCACAGUAAAUGAAACAACAUUCGACUCGCCACCACAAGAUGAUUUAGCACAACAAGGUAACAAUGACAGCCAAUUGCCACCGCAAACAGAAAUGGCUAAGGAUACAAACAUCUUAACCAAUGGACGACAAUGGUCGAAGAAAAUGUUUACAGUUCUUCCGGGAAGCACCUUACAAAUCUUAUUGAUUCCUGCAGCAAAAGGCGUAACUCCCGACGAAUAUCCUUCUCCUACUAGUCCGCAGCCGGAACGUGGGGAUAGUGAGCAUAAGAAGAGCGAUACGGAAUUGAAAGAAGACCCUUUUAACGAUUAUAAACCGGAACAGACAUUCAUUCAACUGCUAGCCGAUGACUUUGUGUUUGAUGAGGCUCCCAAACAUGAUGCUUAUUUCCCAAGCCAAACUACCGAUCUCUACGAGGAAACUACUGAAGACAACCAUCCAACGGAAGAUACCAAUUGGGAAGAUUCCUCUAGAGAUUCCAUUUUAACUACUACCACCUUCAAGCCUUACUUCAUCCCAGAAGAUGACGAGCCGAAACCCCCAAGAUGUCCGUUUUCACCCAAAGCAUUGGUCGCAAGCGACCCGAGCAAGGAACAUGCUCGUACAGACGACCGACCUCCCGAGACCUAUUUCAUGCAAGAGCCGUACUUCUACGGACUGGAUCCAUUCUGUCUAACGCGCCACCACGUGUUCAUACCUGCCCUGCCUCUCAUGCUGCCCCAGUGGUGCUUCGUGCCGGACACACCGGACUUUCUCUGUCCACGCUACGAUCUGGGUUUUCAUAUUGCCUUCCCGCACGAAACGCAUCGCGACAUGUACUACCGCUGUACCUAUGGGCAGGCCGAGCUACGCAAGUGUCCUAACCUGCACGUCUGGGAUGAUGAGCGAAAGAUCUGCACAUUGGUGAUGGAUUUCAGUCUCUUCCAGAUGGAGCACCAGCCACGCCACAGUCUGUACGAUCCGGAGGCAGCACAUUAUCACUGUCAGCAGUGUCGGCGUAACUUCCUGCUGCCACAGGACGUGGAUCCGAGCGCACAGUGUUCCGAUCGAGUGCUGUUGGCGUGCAACACGGACGGAACGCUGACGGUGUACGAAUGUCCCGGGUUUUAUCAUCACGAUCGUCAAAUUCAGCUCCGCUGGUAUGCCGACCUGGAACGGUGCGAUUACCCAGCGGAUGGCGAAGGUCCGUGGCAGCGUUGAACGGUCGUUAAGUUUGGCAGGUAGUAAGCCCCAGACACAUGAUAAAUCACAAAAAUAUAGCCAAAACUACACGCACCUACAUAAAAUACAAGCAUUUAUCGCGAGCACUUUCAAUAAAACAUUUACAGUUCCUCCAGGAUGAAACUAUAUCAUUUGUGUACUUAUGUGGGGCUGUUAAUCGUUUUGGGAGCUUGUUUUAUAGCAGACACUUCAUGGAGCAGUCAUUGGAGUCGUCUGUUCAGAACCAUAACCUUUACUGUUUCAGUUCUGCGAGUUCUGCGAGUUGUCUUCAUAAAGUGCGUCACCAAUCUAUUGUCGGUUCAUGUAAUAAAUGCCAUCAAAAGGGCGGAAAACUCAUUCGGGAAGGGUGAUGCACCAGCUGUGCGUGACAGUCAGCUCACACGCGCACCAGUAGAUUGUAUUGCGGUAAGGAAAAACAAUAACGAACGGAAUAAAAACAACUGAGUAUGCUGUGAGGUGUAUCAAAAAGUAUCAGAAUUCCAUGUCCAAUUGUAUCAACCUUGAAGAGACUCUUGAAAUGAGGAAAUGUAGUGGAAUAUACUGGAUUUUAGAAGAUAUAGCAAUAAUUAGGUUAUGGGCAAAAGAAAAACGCAUGAAAAUGACGUCCUCUUUGCAUGU